UCUGCGAGCACCGUGCUCAGUAUCUGACAACUGUCCAACUGUCAAAUGGCAAUUGCGCUUGUGAACUUGUGACUACAUUCGCGCGGUUAAGAAAUGGCAGCGGAAAUAAAACCCGCCCCGGGAGUGAAUCACGAUAAAUUCAGCAGCAGCCGCAAGCCGGUUCUCCUGUCGAAAUUGGAGGGCUGCAGCGACGACGUUAAUGCGGCUAUCAUUAUCCCACGGGAAGAGGGUGUAAUCAGUGUUUGCGAUGACAGGACAGUUAGAGUAUGGCUGAAGCGAGAUUCUGGUCAUUAUUGGCCGAGUAUUUGUCAAUACAUGCCAGCAGGUGCUACCUCUAUGCACUAUUGCGUAGAAACGAGGCAACUAUUUGUAGGCCUGGAUAAUGGAAGCAUUAAUGAAUUUAUUUUAGAGCAAGAUUACAAUCGAAUGACAGCUAUGCGCGAUUAUCUAGCGCAUCAAGCAAGAGUCACAGGAAUCAUUUUUGCAGCAGAUUUUGAAUGGGUCUUGAGUAUAGGCCGUGAUAAAUUAUUUCAAUUACACAGCUCCGAAACAGGACAAAAAUUAGGAUCGUACCAAACAGACGCAUGGUAUACCGCUCUACAAUUUGAUGCCCAAUCCAAACACGCUUUCGUAGGAGAUUAUUCCGGUCAGAUAGCCAUGCUAAAGCUGGACAAUAAUGGCGUUACCUUCAUUACUACAUUAAAGGCGCACACAGGAAGUAUCCAUACGUUGGCAUGGGACUCGGAGAAACAAUUAUUGUUUUCUGGUAGUUUUGAUCAAAGCAUCAUCGUUUGGGACAUUGGUGGUCGCCAAGGCACCGCUUACGAACUUCAGGGACACCAUAAUAAAGUAACGGCAUUAUGCUACGCGAACGUCGACCGCUUGCUCUUGUCCGGAGGCGAGGACGGCGUGAUUGUGUGUUGGAAUAUGGCGGCAAAUAGGAAGGAAACCGCCGCUUGGGUCGAAUCCGAUGUCUGUCAGGCUUGUGGAAGACCCUUCUUCUGGAAUAUAAAAGCUAUGAUGGAUCAACGACAGUUGGGAUUAAGACAGCAUCAUUGUCGCUAUUGCGGUCGUGCGUUAUGCGCUCGUUGCACAUCUCAACGAAUACCAAUACCGGCGAUGGGCUUCGAGUUCGAAGUAAGAGUCUGCGAUCAAUGUCACAUACAGCUCAAGUCGGAGAACCAAUCAUCGUUGGCCUCUUUUCAUGAUGCCAAGCACAGUGUCGUCGGGAUGGAUCUAGAUGCUCCUAGGCGAAGAUUGUUGACCAUCGGCCAAGAUCGCGUUAUUAAGAUUUGGGAUGUGUCCGCGCUCUUUCAGUGAAUUUCUACGUGUAUGUAUGUCGAUAAUCUAAAUUGCGUGAUAUGAAUCAAAUCACUGAGAGAUAUCGUCAUACUCGGAAGAAUACUCUGGAACCUAUUUUUGUGAUUAUAUAUGUAAUUAUGCCUGUUUGUGAAGUCGGUGAUCGGUGAUUACGUAACCCGAGUUGGAUCGACGAGCUGAUAGAAUAUGGAGCGAUCAUUUGUCAGUUUGUCGGUGACAACGUUAGAGUCUGCUUAAUCCAUAUCCAUAUUUUCUGCAUGAGAAAUCAGGAAAUAAUUGGAGAGAUAAUUAAUAUGACGUAAGCCUGUUAAUUCAGUGGCAUUGUCUUUAAACCUGAUGUUGUAUAUUGAUGUAGAAAAGUAUUUACUUCCAGAAGAACGUUUGCACGACUGCGCAACGUGAUUACAAACGUAAAUAAUAGUAUAUAUGUAUAUGCAAGGUACAUGGACUCCCUUUGAAAGACCAGGAUAACUUUGUGGUAAUCACAACGCAAUGCAACACAGAUGUAAUUAACAGUAUUAAAAUAUCUUUCCGAGAGUAUAUAUAUAUA
Molecule: messenger RNA, 1870 nt
Organism: Mycetomoellerius zeteki
Lineage: Eukaryota; Metazoa; Arthropoda; Insecta; Hymenoptera; Formicidae
Gene: Wdfy2
Product: WD repeat and FYVE domain containing 2
Exons: 7
Coding region: 94-1320 (408 amino acids)
Cellular component (GO): early endosome
Molecular function (GO): protein binding; metal ion binding
Source: RefSeq, a predicted model, not a curated record